GUGUAGGGUGAAAACUAACCCUAGUUUUACCUUUCUCAUCUCGCUAUGGAGUGUGAUGUGAUCCGGUUUUGCUACACGUUUGACCUAAGGAACUUGGCUGCCCUAACCUUCUUAGAGUUGGUAACUACAAUAUCUUGGGAUUUCAAAGCCCAAUUUGAUUCUCUACCUGACAGUUGUGUGUUAACCGAUGGAUGUUCUGACGACUUAUUCGAUCAGGGAUCGUUAGAGUACUGCUGGCUUUUUCGUUUGGUGGAUGAGGUCCUCCUGGGAUUGGCUGAUUUGCAGGAUGUCCACCACUCUGAGGACAACGACCAAGGGGACGGUUUGUUGAAGUGUCGAGGAACAAAAACUCGAUCCUCCAAUCUAAACGAAGUCAGGAUAGGGGCUUGCGAGGUGAUUACAUGCUCUCAUCCGCCACAUUAUCCACACCGUCCAUGGCCUUGGAUAUCGUUGCCUCAAGAAAACGUUGAUGGCCCCCCAGCCUCACAUCCGAGGACGUCUUGGGGGCCUGGCCCUUUCAAGUCCAAUCUGCCAUCUUCAGAAGCAAUCUCAUCAAAUCAUGGCACUUAUUCCGUGGUGGUCGAGCCCAAUUCACCACGAGCCAUUCCCAUUCUGUCGCCGCUUGGCGUUCGCAGACGACCAUUGGGUCAAGAUCGGUUUGGACGACGUAACGGGGCUCAAACCUCAAACCUGAUCUAUUUAGUGGGUCGCCGGUGCCUCCCUAAGCCCGUGUUAGCUCCAAGUGGAAUUGGCCAUUUCAGCACAACUCAAGUGCGAUACCCAAAUUUCCCCGCUCUACCCCCAUUGGUAACGUCCUUUCAGUCGUCGUGUCAUCGGAAACGGAUCCAACCUCUCACUUGGUUGGGCGAUAACGACCUGCCUACGCCCGACCAAAAUUAAGGAGUUCCCCUUGAUUUGGAACCACUUUUAAUGGCCCUUGUCCGAGUCGUUAAUGUCCGGUUUCAAGGGCC
Messenger RNA from Tigriopus californicus, 971 nucleotides. RefSeq lists its product as uncharacterized. The transcript is spliced from 2 exons. NCBI's taxonomy places the organism in Eukaryota, Metazoa, Arthropoda, Copepoda, Harpacticoida, Harpacticidae. The record is from RefSeq and is a predicted model, not a curated record. The coding region runs from base 46 to 900 and encodes 284 amino acids.